UGUUGUUAUUGAAUGUGUGGGUUGAACAGUUCGGGAAAUGGGUCACACCCUGCUUUGACGUUAAUGGGUCUGGGAGAAGCUGUGCAUACAUUGUUGCGGUUACCCGGAGUUUGUGUUGCAACUGACAAGGAAUUAUUCAUUGUAAGCCUGUCGACGUGAGGAAGUCAUGCAUCAUGGCUUCUAUAAACAACCCUUCUGUGGGUAUUUACAGUAAUGGUGGAGCCGAUCCAGGUGCAAGUAAAAAUGUUCCAAAAAGUGCAGCAGAAUCUGGUGGUGUACGCAAACCUUCGUAUCUUGGCUUGUCAUGCUCUGUGAGUGGAUACGGGAGGGCAUCUGCAUACGGACUGCGCUCGAGAGAUCACAGCCCAGCACCAACAUCUGUUCAGCCUAGACUUAGCACACCAGUGCAAGCCAUGGAUGAUGCAGAGUGUGAUGGGAGAUCAUCAACCAGAGUCAAUGGUCAUGUCCAGAAUUCUGAUGAUCCAGACUGCAGUCAUCCCAUUAUGGCUGUGCCUGGAGCGGUUCGUGUUAUUGAAUUGGAACUGGCUACUCAGCAAAAGGGUUUCGUGCAGCAUCAGCAAGAGCCAGAUUCUCCUGCAAAAUCUGUUGUUCAGCAGAGAGUUGAACGGCUGUAUGGGCCUGGUGCCCUGGCCCAGGCUUUCUUAAAAAGAAUAAGUGGUUCAGUGCCAAAAUCACCUACCAUUGAUGAUGAUUCACAGGUGUCACCUUCGGAAAAUGAUAUUAAGGUGGUAUGUAGUUCUUCACCCCCAGCUCUGCCUGUGCUGAGGCACCUAAGACCAGAGUUUCGUGCUCAGCUUCCUAUAGGCAGAACGCGGCGUGUCCCACCACCGACUCACCAAGAGUCGGAGUUGGCAGGAUCUACCUCAGAACAACAACAACAACCUCCUCCUGACUUACGACCAGCUGCUCCUGAUGUUGUACUUCCACGUCCCACUCUGACUCCUCAUGAAUCAACUAUCAGGGACGGCCAUUUCUUCCUGAAGCAAGUGCAUCAGGAAGUGGAAAGGCUGCUGUCGCUGGUGAGAAAGACUGAAAGUGAGCUGGAAAACAAUGAAAAAUUGAAUGAGGAAGCAAAAGGCAAGCUCCGGGCGGCAGCUGGUCAGGCUGGCCUUCUCGUGCGUCAGAAAUUGCAGCAAUUUGAAGGCCUGUGUCAAAAGAACAUUACACAAAGUUCAGAUGAGCAAUUCCCAACUACAAAUGAAGACCUGGAGGGUUUUUGGGAUAUGGUAAAACUUCAGGUGGAUCAUGUUGACCGCCUUUUUGAAGACAUUGAGAGGCUUCGUGCUGCCAACUGGAUUGAGGAACAACCAACUGUGGUGAAGGGUGCGACUCAGCGUCGUCGUGGCACACAACGCAAGUCCAACUUGACAACAACUGCACGAUCUGCUGAUUCGAGUGGAACUGUAGAAGCAAUCCGUAAGGCACGAGAUGAUGUCCGUCGCAAGAUGAUGGAAGAUCGUCGCCGUGCUGCUGCUGCUGCUGCUCGUGCCUGCCAGCAACAGGAUGAUGCACCAGUACAAAUCUUCCAAUAAAAUUUCUCGGCUCUCAUACAGUAUCUGUUUAACCAGAACCUGUCUUCAGACUGUUGAGUUAAUGUGUUAAAUAUGGAAAAGAUAUAAUGUGUGAGGAGAGUGCUAUUUUAUUUUGUGUAUAAAAGUGGAUUUAUUUGGUAGGGGGGGGGGGGGGGCUAAAUGUCUCAGCAACACAGGCUGACAGUAUUAUUUGUGUUGUAAUAUGGCUUGAUGUUAAUUUCAGUAGCAUAGUGAAGUUUUCACUGGAGUUGUGUGGCUGUUAAUUUCUGUUUUAGGAAUGUGUUAGCUGGUGAUUUAUGAUCCACUUUCUCUUUUCGGCAGCUGUUGUAAUGUUAAAGAUUAAUGCGGUGGUGUCACACAGUAUUUUUAAUUUUUUUAUUUUAUUUUGAGACUGCGUGUAAGCAAAGCCUUGGAAAAGGAAUGCAAAACUAUUACCCAGCUGAAGUCACAUAUUGUUAAAUUAUAAACAUUGUCCUUUUACAUGACUGUAUCAUUAAUGCUUUGAGUGUUGGCAUUGUAUUUUUUAAUUAUUAUUUCUGUUGUUAUUAAUACAUUUAUCUUGCAUGAGUUGUUGUUGGUUCAAGUUUGCUCUGUGCUGUGAGACUGUUACUAGCAUUCUGUCUGCCAGACUGCUGAAUAAGUGACACACUAUUUCCACGGCCAAAAUCUGCUGUUAAAAUUCUUAAAAACAUGAAUCUGAUUAGAAAUACAGUACAUGUUGGAACGUUUUGUUACUCUCAUCUUAUAUAGGUCUACAGCUGUGUAUUUAAGACUCCCAAUAGUUUGUUCUGAUAUGGGUCACAGGGAUAAACACAGAUAACGUGUUAAAGUAGGACGAAUUGAGGAAGCUUGUGGAAAAGUCAGAAACCUUAUCACUUCGUAUGCUUUUUCAGUGUUUGUUUGGCAGAAAAGAUGGGCAGAUGUGUGGUUGCACAUUUUGCAGAAAUUUAAUAUGUUCCAGACUAUAUUGUAAAGAAGAAAGUAAUAUUUUUCAUUGUAAACUGGUGCAUUGUCUUUAAAGGCUUCAAAAUGCAUUUUUUUAGACUAAUUUGGCCACAGUUGGGUAAUAGCAAUCGUGCUAACCAAUAUUGUGGCAAUAACCUGAAUGUGGAUGUAACUUAAAGUUGUGGGUGCAAAUGCAAAAAAUGUUUGUGGCAAAAAAAAUCUUAUUGUAAUGAUACAGCUUUCAGUGGGGUUGUUGACAUUGUAGGUACAAAUAGUCUAACUGCAGUGCUGAGUGAUUUUAUUCUUUCACUGUCCAUGAAACAUCACUUCAGGUAUGUAGUGAUCUAGAGAAAAAUUACAUAAACAAUUAGUACAAAUAUAGGGUUUUCUUUAUUUUGUGAUUGUAGUGUAGUAAAGUUUAAAUUUGACCACCCGUGACUGAAAACUUUGAAAUUUUUAGUAAAGACAUUUUCCACUCUGAUCUGUAAAUUUGUAUCGGUCAUGGACAGUUUCAAACUUUGGGUCAUUCUCAAGUAAAUGCUGAGUAGUAUUACUGCAUUGUAUGCAACGACUCAAUAUAUUGCCAAUAUUUUGAAAGGCAUGUAAACCAUUAAUCAGCCAACAACCAAAAUUAACUUCGCAAAUAACGUCGCAAAUUGGUACGUGUCCAGACAUUGUAUAAAGCAUAUUGUCAUCCUGUCAUGUGAGAAAUUACUGUAGAUGGCAGAAAUGAGGUUGCUUUUAGAAUUGUGUACAUGUUAUAAAAUUUUAUGGGACUACUACAUCUGAACUUUUGGGCCAAUGUCUCCCCCCUUCAAUGUUAUUGUUAAUAUAGGGAUUCUGUUACCUGUGCUGUUAGAAGAGUAGCUAAUAAAUACUAAAAAUUUGCCACUUAAAUAAUGAUGGCAAGGUCUUGAUUGCACAAUAAAUUUAUUUAUGAUCAUUUUAUGCCUUCAAUGAAUCUUUUCAAGCUGAGCAAAUGGGUCAUGUUAUACGGACCAACGUUUCUGCCACUGUUGCAAAUGCCCAUCUUUUGUAGUGUUGCUUAAUCCUGCUCCUAGUUAAAUAUACCAACAAAAAUAAUCAAAUUUUGAAAAUCUAAUGUAACUGGAUAUAUAAAGAAUCUAAUAUUGUUAUAAUCAGUAUUUCCUUCUCAUACCAUCCGGUAAGUCUCCCCUGACCUGGGGUUCUGGAUGACUUGCAAACGCACUCCGUUUUGUAAACCUCAUCAGUCCUGUUUCUUUAUCACUCUCUUUCCCUCCAACAGUUCUGCCAGAAGGAGCCACUUUCUCUGAAAUCUUGCAGAUUUCCUUAACCAUUAUAUGUGUAUGUUCUCCUGCUGCCACUUUGUGGGUGGAUUUUUAUCCAUCCAUUUGCAUUAUGUGCUCCUAGUGUCACUCUUUCAAGAAUCUAAUUGAAACUUAAUUUUCAAUUGGAUAGCAGAAUUGGAGAAGUGGGUACUGACAUCUUUUAUUUAAAUGCUUGUUUGGUGAUAUUGACAAAUGAGGGACAAGCCAGUACAGUAACACAGUACUGCUCACAACAGUGUUACGUGCUCUUGGUUGCGGUCUUUACUGUUGCCCCUGAUAGGACUGCCUAAUGAAUGAUGUUGCCCCAUAGGCCAGCUACUGAUGUGUGACCCUGUAUUUGUUGCCAUGAAUUUAGUAGGUCACUUCACAAUUCCUCUUACCUCUUUAGCUAUUAUUUAAGCUCCCAAAAAGUGUACUUACACUGCUCUCAUUAUGUCUGCCCCCACCAAUUUGCUGUGUUGUCAGAACUGUAUAUGGCCCUACAUGUUUCACUUUCUUUAUUACCAGAAUGUUUGGUAUAUUAAAAUACCACACUUUCUGAAGAUGAACACAGUGAAACUCAUUAAGUGGUGUGAAACUGAGUAGGUGAUAGCUUUUGCCCUAAUUAUUUAAGUGUUGAGGGAAUGGUAACUAACCUCUACUGAAAUGUUAUGUCUUAGGGUAAUUAACAAACUGGACCUAUGAGUAAUGAAAACAAUAAUAUUGGAGUUGUUUGAGAGUGUCAAUUUCCUCUAAAUAAAACCCACAAGGAUGAUACCUUGAGUUACAGUGGGUGUGCCUCAUUAGCUAGGUGUAUUUUCUCUGGUGUUUAAGCAGUUAUUUACAAUUCUGUUUCUGCAAUGUGUAGAUGGAGUAAGCCCAAACAAACACUGCUUAUCAUGUCUUUUGUGUAGGACCAGUAUCAACGGAAAAUGUCAGUUUGUUUCCUCUUGCAGACAAAAUUAUUUUCAAAGCGGAAUUUUACUUGCCCAUUCAAUAAUGCAGUCCCAAGUUAGUCUAGUGUGACAUUUGUUUUAUUGAUACAUAUUAACAGUGAUAGUAAAACCAGAAAUAGCGGUACUCUAGCAGUGAAUGAGAAGUGCUGCUGUGUGGUAGUAGCAGUUGGUGAGGGUGUUGCUGUCACUAUUGGUGGACUGGUUAUCCUUUGUGUUGUAUUGUUAUUAACACAUAUUGAUAAAACAGGUAUUGCACUAGACUAAUUUGCAACCUCCCUAUUGAAUAGGCAUGUAAAAUUCCACUUAAAAAAUUAUUUUAUUUGUGAUUGGAAAUGGGCACUUUCUGUUGACAAUGUGCAUUGCAUGAAAGAUGCGAUGAGCAGUAUUUAUUUUGGCUGACCUCUACUACACAUUGCAAAAAUGCAUUUGCAAAUGUCUGCCAAAACAGCAGAGAAAAUGUGCAUGAUGACUCUUAGGAGGGAUGCCCUGUAUAUGUGGCCUUGUUUUAAAGUGAAAAUUGUCUGUGCCCAUUUCGAGAGAUGAAGAUGUAUAAAAUUAUGAAACGAUGAUUUUAAUAACAUAAUGUAGUAGGAUAUGACUGACUGGAAUUUGUGGUAUUUUCACUGAGCAGUCUAGAUAGAAUUUUCACUCCUUUGGUCAGUUCAUUGUAAUGUCGAGGAAACAUCUGUGAUAAUAAAACACAUUCCCUUGUGCUUUGUCUCAUUCCUAAUAACAGCUGCAUUAGUUCUUUCUUUUUGCAUAUGUAACGAAAAUGACAGAUUAUUAGUCUAGUUGUCAGCUUAUUAAACACUUUUCCCAGGUAGGUUUAAGUGCUACAAUAUUUCUGUCUAUUUCCUGUUGAUUUUUGCAGAAACUUCUGUGAUGUCCCUUACAGCCAGUCUGACAGUAACAUAGUAUCACUGUUUUAAAGUUAAAGAUCAGUUUUGUUCAGAUGCUUAUGUGAUACUUGUAAAUAUGGAGGUAUAUAACAGGAAAUUUGUUAAGUACUCUAUCUUUACUAAAUGAUGACUGUUAACUGGGAGAUCUUUCUGAAAUGAAGUAUUUAUGGGAACAAUGUUAUACGUGAUAUACUCACAUUUUUUCCUGUGUGUAUAUAAUUUCCUUGGGGAGGAAUGUUGGGGGGGGGGGGGGGGGGUAGGAGACUGCUAGGAACAGCCCUGACAGGGUAUAUGUAACACAAUAUGGCACUGGUAGUUACUCUUGGAACCACCUCAUAGUUGCUUUUAAGUUUUCUAAAUGUAGCAUGCCUUCUAGUUAAUAAUUUUUUUUCAUUAACCAUACAGGCAUUUAGCAUGGCUGUUUUCUCUCUCUCUUCAUUGGGUAUUUUAAUUGGCAACCUAAACUUGAUCAAAUUUCUUCAGUGAAAAACUGAAAAAUUGGGACAUAGCUGAAAAUAAGUUUUGAAAAUAAUUUUCUGUUUUUAAUAUUUUACAUUUUUGUUAAUACUUACAGUUUGCAGAAUAUUGACUUCGUGUGAUUGGUUCUUAUAUUGGAGCCAUAGAUACGGAUUUCUCAGAUUUUAGCAGAGGUGGGAGAGUAUCAGACUAGGAAUCUGGAGGUAUGGGUUUAAGUUCCCUGUUGGUCUUUGGAUAUUUGUCAUCACUUCUUUCAUCUCUGGAAAUAAUUUUUGUACUGAUUUGCACUAUUUCAGAUUCUUUGUUCCACUGUAGGUUCCCCUUUAAUAGGCUGAAGGAAUCAGUCCAAAGUUUGGAGCAGGAGCAGGCUAGUAAAAGCAUACCACCUCCAUUAGUACUGCAGUGUUCAAACUAACAUUAAUGUUGAAGAGGUUGCAAUAAUGUGAGAGAAAUAGAUGAAACAUGUUUAUUUGCUGUUAUGCUUUUUCAUGUUCUGUGCUAACUGUUGAUCUUCAGCAAGUAUCUGAUGGUACAUUCAGCCAAAUGGAUUGAGCAGUUGUUUAUUAUUGUAGAAUACUGUUCAACAUUCAGUUUACAUAAUUCCUCUGGUAGUUGUUCCAAAAGAAAAAGUCGUAUUAUUCAUAACUUACUACCAUUGUUUUUAGAUCUUCUGCAGUGAUUUAAACAAAUUUUCCUAUUGGUACACAGUGUUGAAACAUUUUGGCAUAAAACACCAAUUUUUAAAUUUGUAAGAAAUUGGUUUGUUGAGCCUAUCAUUGUUACUGUUUUAUAUGGAAACACAGUUCAGAUUAUUUUUAUGCUGUUAAUAUAAAAAGCUAUAAAAAGACUGAUAAUUUGUAUUUUAAAUUAUUAUCGAAAUAGAUGAUUUCAAAUGUACAUUUCAUGCAGUUGGAUUUGUUAAUUCUUUAUGUACUGUAUGUACUAUCACUAGUAAAGUUUUUGCACAUGUAGUUUAAUGUACACAAUUUAUUUUUGAUGUAAUUUGAAAUUGCCAAACAAGCAGUGAAAGUGUGUGUGUGUGUGUGUGUGUGUGUGUGUGUGUGUGUGUGUGUGUGUGGUUUUAGGUAUGUGAGAUGUGCUUUCUGUGUACAGGGUUAAAAAAACUGACUCAUAAGUCUGAAAAAAGACAAUUUUAAGUUCAAUAGUUUGGUAUAGUGUGCUGUAUGUAAGCAGGUGGCAGCACAGUGUGUUCUGUGCAGAGAGAGAGAGAGAGAGAGAGAGAGAGAGAGAGAG
Schistocerca nitens (vagrant locust) is the source of this 7373-nucleotide messenger RNA. RefSeq names its product disks large-associated protein 2-like. Lineage: Eukaryota; Metazoa; Arthropoda; Insecta; Orthoptera; Acrididae. The transcript has 8 exons. Gene Ontology annotation, biological process: signaling. Gene Ontology annotation, molecular function: molecular adaptor activity. Bases 174 to 1553 code for a protein of 459 amino acids. The record is from RefSeq and is a predicted model, not a curated record. Gene Ontology annotation, cellular component: glutamatergic synapse; postsynaptic specialization.